AUGGAUAAACAAAAUUGUCGUCAAUUUCUUCAAAAUCAAAUCGAUUCAAUUGAUGAUGUUGAACAGAGAUAUUUAAAUCCAUUCAGCUGUAAUACAGAUUCUCCUCUUUUCUCCAAACCAAGUCCUUUGGAAUGUUUGCAAAGAUCGUGUAAUAAUAUUUUACAAAACAUAAAUCCUUUGCCAUAUCAUGAAAUUAUAAAUCAAGUUUCAGAUGAUAUUUGUAGUGAUUUUAAUUAUUUCUCCAAUUAUUCAUCAAACUACUCAUGGCUUAAACAAAGACGUAAUACAAAAUUACGUCAGUACAGUUUCCCUGGUUCUUAUUUAUUUCCAUUUUCGUUUGCAUGCAAUUCAUCGUUUAGUUCAGUUAAACGAAACUUGGUUAGAUCCAGGCGAAAGUAUAAAAAAGUUUUACAUUCCAACAAGUUACUUGCAACACUGAACAAUAGAAAGCAGAGAUCGAUCCAAUUAAAAAAUAAAACUUUGAUAAAUGACGAUUCAAAAGAGAAAGACAAAUCAAGAAUUCAGCUAACGUCUGAAUCUCCUCAAAUCAAUGAUGCACCAACUCAAAAAGUAUGUUCAACACAAUCGGUACCAUUGUCAUCUGCUAAUGGUAGUUCAAACAAUUUAAAUAGAAAUUGUACAUGUACCAUUUGUAGUAAAAUACAAAUGUUCAAUAUCUUAUUAACUUCAUGGAGUACACUGAUCAAUUUUGUUCACAAUUUACAAUCUAAUAUGACUUUACAUUCAAAUGAUUUGCAUACAAAUACUCAUGACAAUAUGGUUUGUAAUUUAGACAAUGCAUUAAAACAACAUGAUCCUAUUAUCACUGGAUUAGAAAUAAUUAACGAUUCGUCUAUAUUAACAGUCAAUAAUCAGAAUGAUUCUCAAGAUUCUGACUUAGAAAAUGAUGACUCAUCAUUACAUACCUCCCAAAAACUGAGUUCACCAAAUCACUGA
Schistosoma turkestanicum is the source of this 957-nucleotide messenger RNA. Lineage: Eukaryota; Metazoa; Platyhelminthes; Trematoda; Strigeidida; Schistosomatidae. The record is from the annotation of a GenBank genome assembly.